AUGAUCCCGAUUGAUUUGUUGGUAUUUAGACCUCCUAACCCACCAUCCUAUUCUCCUCCCGAAAAUUCUAUAGAGAACCAGAUCAAUACAGAUCUGAAAUCAACAUUUUACAUCACGCCAUCGUUCCUUGACACCACCAAACCCUUCAAGUACUUUCUCAACGAUGGAAAUGAAGAAUCACAGAAAUUAAGUGCAUUCUUUUGUGAAUAUCCAGGAGCUCGAUCGACAAUAUUAUACUCUCAUGGUAAUGCAGAAGAUAUAGGUCAGUUAAGAAAAUGGAUGACCUAUCUGAGCAAAAUGUUAAAAUGUAAUACCAUGGCAUAUGAUUAUCAAGGAUAUGGUUGUUCGAAUAACACACCCACAGAAAAGCAUUUCUUUUCAGACAUUCGACUGGCAUUCAAGUUCCUAACAGAUGUUUUAAACAUACCUUCUGAAGAAAUAAUAAUAUAUGGACGAUCGAUUGGAUCAGGACCUACGACCGAUUUACUGAAAGAGUGUGUUGAAAAUAAUAUCCAACUUAAGGGCGCAAUAUUUCAAUCCCCUUUGUUAAGUGCAGUGAAAACGAGAUUUAAUUUAUUUACCGUCCCAGAUUUUUUCAUAACUGACAUGAUGAAAAAUGAAGACAAGAUGACCUCAAUUAAUCAUUUGAGUUUUUUAAAGAAAAUACCCGUCCUCAUAUUCCAUGGAAAGAAAGAUGUUGUGGUUCCUUAUGACCACGGAUUAACACUAUUUCGGAUUGCUGUAAGCAAAUUUCAGGCAAAUGAAAAAUCAUGUGCUCGUUUUGUAUCAUUACCUGACGCAGGUCACAAUAACUGUGAAAACCUCUAUUUGGAAGACAUGAUUUAUGAAAUUAAGAAAUUUAUUUUGCACAGAAAUGAGGAAGUAUUAUCCUCAGAAGGAGCAUAUUUUGAAAAGAAGUCGAUCAUGAUUCAGGAGGAUUCCACUACUAAAUAG
Naegleria lovaniensis is the source of this 954-nucleotide messenger RNA. RefSeq lists its product as uncharacterized. The record is from RefSeq and is a predicted model, not a curated record. NCBI's taxonomy places the organism in Eukaryota, Heterolobosea, Eutetramitea, Acrasida, Naegleriidae. The coding region runs from base 1 to 954 and encodes 317 amino acids. The transcript has 3 exons.